This is a messenger RNA of Phascolarctos cinereus (koala), 1819 nucleotides long. RefSeq names its product BAF chromatin remodeling complex subunit BCL7B (gene BCL7B). Lineage: Eukaryota; Metazoa; Chordata; Mammalia; Diprotodontia; Phascolarctidae. The record is from RefSeq and is a predicted model, not a curated record.
CGGCGGCAGCGGCGGGCGGGCGGUGGCGGCGCGUGCGGCGCGCGCUUCUCCGUGUCUCGGGAGCAGAGCCCCGGCCCCCGCCGCUCCCGCCGCCGCCAUGUCGGGCCGGUCCGUCCGGGCCGAGACCCGCAGCCGGGCCAAAGAUGACAUCAAAAAGGUGAUGGCCGCCAUCGAAAAAGUGCGGAAAUGGGAGAAGAAGUGGGUGACUGUGGGGGACACAUCCCUUAGGAUAUUUAAAUGGGUGCCAGUAGCCGACAGCAAAGAGAAGGAGAAAUCAAAAUCGAAUAAUUCAGCAGCCCGAGAACCUAAUGGUUUUCCCUCUGAUGCCUCUGCCAACUCUUCUCUCCUUCUUGAAUUCCAAGAUGAGAAUAGUAACCAGAGCUCCAUGUCUGACGUCUAUCAGCUCAAGGUGGACAGUAGCACCAACUCAAGCCCUAGCCCCCAGCAGAGUGAGUCACUGAGCCCAGCGCACACCUCAGAUUUCCGAACAGAUGAUUCCCAGCCACCCACAUUAGGCCAGGAGAUCCUGGAGGAACCAUCCCUGCCUGCUUCUGAAGUGGCUGACGAACCUCCUACCCUCACCAAGGAAGAACCAGUCCCACUAGAGACACAGGCUGCGGAGGACGAAGAGGACUCGGGUGCCCCACCACUAAAGCGUUUCUGUGUGGAGCAGUCUGCUGUGCUGCAGACAGCAUCAGAGAGCUAGCGACCCUUGGUGUCCCUACCCGCUUGGCCCCUAGCCUCUAUUUAUUGAGUUCUGGUCCUGGCUGUGCUGUGUUGCUGGGGUGAAGGCAAGCAUUGGGGUCCAGACACUGCCUGUCUCAGCCCCCUGGGCUGAAAGACUGCAGUGGGGAAGGUGGCCAGAGGACUUGGGGUCAUGGCGUCAUCUUUCUGUCCCUGGUACCUGUUUGCUUGCUCCUAGGAAGAGGGCUGCUUCUUCCCCUAUGCUUUCCUUGGGGGACUCAGGCUGCAGGUGGGUGGCCCCAGGGUUCCCCAAGCUCUGGGCUCUUGAAGUCCUCCAGGUGGAGCUCACACCCCUUGGGUGUCAGGCCCUACCCCUGCUUUUUUGGGAGCCAAGCCUGGAGCAUCAGCCAUCAUCUCUAGUUGUGUGGCCUCUGCUCUUUGGGCUGAGCUGCUGCUUGGCCAGGGAGUGUAGUGCAGAGAGAAAUGAAUGCCCGCUAGAGAGAAAGCACUUAGGGAUCUUAGUGACCCUUGUUGGAAGCUGUGGACGAAGCCUGUAGGCCCUUGGGCUCUCCCGGCAAGGGCAAGAGUGAGCCCUUUAGCCUCAGGUAGGAGUGUGGCUGGGGCUGGCACUGGAGAGGAAGGAGCAGGAUUGGGUGCCGUGGCCUAAUCUAUAGGCUUCUGGGGAAAAGAGGGGCUUCUUCACCACCUGAUUGAGCUUGGAGGCAGAUCACAUGGAUUUCCACUUGCCUGGGCCCUGGCCUCUUCCUUAAUUGUCCGUCUGCCAUUAGGCUCUCCCCAGCUGCUACUCUUCCCUUUCCCUCUUUCCUCCGCUUCCCCUUCCCUGCCCCUGUCCCUUCUAGUGUGGCCCCUGCCCCCAGUCCUGGGUCAGCACUGCUGCUGCAGCUCAUGUCCCAGCAAGAGUGUGAGGUUCUGGGAAUACCAAGCCCAAUUCCUCUUCAGCUCAGACUUUCUGGAAAGUUUCCUUUUCUUUGAAAUCUGCAUGUUGAAUCGAACUUUGUGAUAUUAUUUUUUGUUUAAAAAAAAGUUUUAAGAAAAGUAAAAUGGGCAACUACGAGUGAAGACCUAUUUUAGCACUGAAUAGAAUAUUUUUAAAAUUAAACUAUUUGAGAUACGC